GCGAAGUGAAUCGGUCAGACAACAGAGGGCGCACUGUGACCCCAUCACGCCCUGUACGCUGCCAACCAUAAGAUCAGUGGAUCGAUGCCCACUUGCAUUUCCGCGUUGCGAAAAACCGAGAAAAAUCCCAUUUUAAGCCCUGGUGGUAGCAGUAAUUCUCGUGCCCGACCAACUCUGGGAGGUUCGCCAUGCAGGCCAUCAAGUGUGUUGUGGUUGGAGAUGGGGCCGUCGGUAAGACAUGUCUACUGAUCAGCUACACAACGAAUGCUUUCCCCGGGGAGUACAUCCCCACAGUGUUUGACAACUACUCUGCCAAUGUGAUGGUGGACGGCAAGCCAAUUAACUUAGGAUUGUGGGAUACGGCGGGACAGGAAGACUACGACAGACUUCGGCCACUUUCGUAUCCACAGACAGAUGUCUUCCUUAUCUGCUUCUCCCUGAUGAGCCCCGCCUCCUUUGAGAACGUCCGGGCAAAGUGGAACCCCGAGGUCACCCACCACUGCCCCAACACGCCCAUCAUCCUGGUGGGCACCAAGCUGGACCUGCGGGAUGACAAAGAGGCCAUCGAGAAGCUGAAGGAGAAGCGGCUGUCCCCAAUCACCUACACCCAGGGGCUACAAAUGUGCAAGGAGAUCAACGCGGUCAAGUUCUUGGAGUGCUCCGCCCUGACGCAAAAGGGACUGAAGACGGUGUUUGACGAGGCCAUCCGAGCCGUGCUGUGCCCUCCCAAGCAGGUCAAAAAGAAGAAAGGCUGCAACCUAUUGUAACUCAGCCUGCUUUCCUCGCUCGCUUUUUUUUUUAACCAAUUUGCCCCGCUUGUCUUACAAAAACCCCCAAACAAGACGGCAAGAAGCGCGGUCAGGUGGGUUGGUUGAGACGGGGCUAUCAUUUUUUGUAAUACGGGGCUACAGUCAUUAACAUUUGGAAAUUCGGAUCGCGGUGGACUUACAGCUUCAGAGAUUGCAUUUUUGAUGCUGUUUUAAUUUGGCGUGUGUCACAGAUUGUCUCCGUUGGAUUAGCUGGGACAGCAGUGAAGCCGUCUUUCUAAACCGAUCACUCUCGUAAUGUUGAUAUUUGGUAGGCUUUUCUUUUUCUAGAUAUGAAAGUAAUGUUUAGUCCCCCAGGGUCAGUAAUGGCAGAAUUCUUGUACUCACUGGUUGGAAUUCGGCAGACUGGAACUUGUCAAAACUCAGCUCCAUCACCAUUAGACAUUGGUUUUUAUAGUGGCCCUUAGAAAGGAAAGUGCAAGAUGUCAUUUGUCUCUUGGGAUGAAUAAAGACAAUCUAAGUCUAAACAUAUUCAGGAUGUAUGUCGCAUCCACACAAUAUACAUGUAUAUCUUGCAUUCUACAUUACCAUGAGUGCAGCGUGUAUGUUGCAUCCAUUAUGUACUGCAUUCAUAGCAACAGAUGCGAUCCUUCCAUAGCAACAGACAUUCUGCACGCAUUGUAACAAGUGAGUUGCAUUCACUGUAAACGGAUUUUGCAUCCAUUGCAGCCGACACAAGUUCCGUAGAUCCGUCGCAAGAGAUGACGGGCCCCUGUUGUAACAGACAUUGCAGUGGAUGUGUUGCAGCCGUGCACAGCCAUGUCGUGUUAGAAUCUAGCUUUAUUCUUGCAGCGAGUGUUCGCAUAUUGCAUUGGCGCUCUCACCGUGAUAAUGAACAUUUCUGUUUUGUUUUUCCAAUUCACAGUGUACUUCUUUUUUUUUUAACCAACCCAUCAAAACACCCUAUCCGAUCCCAAGAAAGCAACAGAAGUUGCAUUUCAGUGUAUGAGAGCGAUCCCACAUAAUGGACAGCCCUGUUCGGCAUAGAUAUUGCAUGCGCAUGGAUGCUGGCCUGUUUUUACGUCAACUUGGACUGAAAUUCUUUGACAGUCAGUAGCACUUGACUUCUGUCAAAUACAACCCAGAGUGGCGCGUUUGUUCUCUGGAUGGAUACUUUCUCUACCUCUACAGUGGGAAAUGUUAACUUUAGUUCUAUCGUUUCAAACGGUUCAAAGCGGACGGACUUUCUGUAAGUGUACGGACCAAACAUUUUUGAGCUUUCAAAAAAAAAUCACUUCUUUGGCAUAAAUUCAGCAGUAAAAAAACUAAUAUAGUUUAGAAUUCACAGAGCACAUAAGUACGGCAGUGUGUCAGUUCCCAUAAACAGUUCUGUCAACAUACACAGUAAUGUCUUUCUGUGAAUUUUCUGCAUGUAGUAACGAGCAGUAACCAAUUGUUUUUCAUUGGCAAUUCAUAUUCUGUGGUUGUGAUGAAUCUGACUGGUCCUUCCAGCCGCAGAUUUUUUCUUUAAAGACUUUGUGGCAAAACAUCAGCAACAGAUGGAGUCUCCGAAUUGCUCCUAUAAUCAAUUGAGGAAGAUCCUUCCAGGAUGAAGAAAUUCUUAUAAUGCACUGAAAAACCAUCUUUUGAUUUUUGAGAUAUUACAAGAUGUUUGGUUUUUAAGCAGGGAAAAAUUAAUUGUUUGAAUCUUUUGUAGGGUGUUCUGAGCGAAAUGUACAACAGAAAUUCCACAGAGAUGACUUAGUUAUUACUUUGUAGGUAAAAAUUAUUACGUUGUAUGAAAAUUAUACUUGUAAUAAGAAGUUAUAAUAAGAAUCUGAGAUUUUUAGGGGGGAUUUGGUUUCUCCUUCUUGUGUUUUUGUGGCUUGCAAUUGCUGUUGGGUGUUUAGACUUUUUGGGGAUGAAAAUCGAAGUUCAGCAUACCAUUUGUAUGUUUUGAUAUCUCAUGCGUAUAUUUAUCACAGUUCAAUAUGGAAAUAAUUAUAGAUCUUUGUAAUCAUAGCUUAAACGAUGGAUACGCUCUCUUCUGUACAUAUUGUGCUAGAGGUAUGGUUAGCCGUUUUUACACCGUUUAUUGUAGGCUUUGUACAAAAAAACAAAGAAUUACCAAUAAAAAGUAAUGAAAUCUGCAGGUGAACAAGGCUUGGGGCAUAUUUGACGUUAGACGUUUGUAAUUUUUCCGUGAGAAAUUGAAAUGAUUUUGAGGAGGGUCUUGUGAAUGAAAUGAUGAAAAGUAAUUCCUAAAACCUUGCCCUGGUAACAUUUGGUUGAUCCUUUGUUUGAGCCUUGCUCUAACAAAACGAGGGUUAAGUUGAAGACUACUUUUCGUGUGAGUAUAACUGUGGAAAAGAAAUUCGUCUGUUGAGUAGGUUAGUUUCUCAUCUCAGUGGAACAAAUAAGGAUUUGGUAAAGAUGUGCCGAUUCUUCACAUCUGUAUUUUAUAAAUAUUAGUCAUUAAAUUAAAAAGGCACAGAAAAGUUCUGGGGUCAUGGCCAGGGAACAUUAAAAAAAAAUCAACCAACAACUACCUGACCAGGAAUGUUUCUGAAAAUAAGGUCUUAGACAACAUUUCAAAUUAAUAUACAGAAAAAAA
Molecule: messenger RNA, 3381 nt
Organism: Acanthaster planci (crown-of-thorns starfish)
Lineage: Eukaryota; Metazoa; Echinodermata; Asteroidea; Valvatida; Acanthasteridae
Product: ras-related C3 botulinum toxin substrate 1
Biological process (GO): small GTPase-mediated signal transduction
Molecular function (GO): GTPase activity; GTP binding
Source: RefSeq, a predicted model, not a curated record